GCCAGUCUGGCAACAUUGGGAACGUGAUGGCCGUUCCGUAACUUCCGUCAGGAGACCUCUAGCCGUUUUUUUGUGUCCUGUUUUUUGUGUUCCGUGCGUGCGUGCGUCUGUUCACCUGUACCUGCAUACCGAUGUUUUCGCAGCGACGAUGUCCGUCGAAAUGCGUACGGCAAAUGCGUAAUCACCGCCGACAUUGGUCGCGUUAGCGGAUCGCCGAAUCGGUGUGGACACAGCGCAAGGGAUUCCUCUGCGUCGUCGACAUCUUGUAAAGGCACGUCACCGAACUCCCCCCUACAGGUGUUUUCUCCUAGAUCUUCGCUGGGUCGCCUCGUUCGCCACCGCUGGCGCCUACCCACCCAUCCUUCCUCGAGUUUUUGGCUCGCAUAUUUUCGCGUCCUUCGAUAUCGACGUUGGCAAGACUGUCACUCUUCGAGCUGUCGCAACACGUCGUGCCGUUUCGCUUCCAAGAACUGUUCCGAUGAUCGGCGUAUCCUCGAACGGCGGCAGGAACCUGCAUUGUGUGUUAUCAUCGUGAGAAGGAAUUCGCAUGCCACAGAUGCUUGUUGAAUGGCAGCCAUGCCGGGGGUGAUGAAACUGGACAGCUGGGAGGACGGAUAUUCCAUGAACAGUGACUUUGACCCUUACUCUGUGCACAAGGACGUCCCGCCGCAUCGUUCUGACCUCGACAUGCGCAGCUCAAGAUCUGCUUACUCCAACGGAUACAGCUCGGAUCAGCACAGCGAUUUUGGAGGUGAAGAUGGACCUUCGUAUCUGCUCGAGCACCUCGCCACGUUUUCGGUUGGGCAGCAGUACGCUCUGGAGAGUCCGAAGGAUGGACUCCGCAAGCUCUUCCAGAUGGAGAAGUCCAAGGGGAUCUGGACGCAGAAGAUGAAGAUGAAGCUUGACCGGAAAUGGGUCAUCAUCAUCGACUGCGAGAACGGGGACAUAGUGGAGCGGUUUCCGAUGAGCCUGAUCAGCGACCCGACGGCCUUCACGUCGGACGACCCUCGAGAGCUGUACAACAACAUCCUGGUCUUCGUGGUCCAGGACGACCACACCUCGGGCCAGCAGGUCCACGCAGAGAUGCACAUCUUCCAGUGCGUCCGCAUCUCGGCUCAAGAAGUGGUUGACGACAUUAAAGCCUUCAUCAUGGGCAAGUGGAAAGGAAGGCCCGGAGGCGGGGGCUCCGCACUGCCCCCUCCCCCGAACGUGGCCCCGCCCGAGCCCCCGCUCAACGGCAUCAACGUCCGGGAGCAGGUCAGCAUCUUCAACGCCGUGUCCCAGGGUUCCCCGCCCACCCACACGCAGCUGCUCCGCGCUCCCCACGACAAGAUGGACCGGGGCGCCCCGCCUGGCGGCUACGCCCGGGAGUCCAACGACGAGACCAGCUCCACCACCAGCGAGAAGUACGAGCGGGAAGUGGCCAUCCUGAACCACUGCUUCGACGACAUUGAGCGGUUCAUCGCGCGUCUGCAGCACGCGGCGGCUGCGUACCGAGAGCUUGAUCGACGCCGCAAGUCCCGCAAGAACAAGAAGAAAGAUCUUGGAGACGGCAUGUUGAGCAUGCGUGCCAAGCCCCCUCCGGAGCGGGAGUUCGUCGACAUCCUGCAGAAGUUCAAGCUCUCCUUCAACCUUCUGGCCAAGCUGAAGAACCACAUCCACGAGCCGAACUCGCCGGAACUCGUGCAUUUCCUGUUCACUCCGCUGGCCGUCAUCGUGGACGCCGCCCGUGACUGCGGCCGGGCCGGCACGGGCCCGAGCUUGGCCUCUCGCGUCGUGAGCCCCCUGCUUACGCGAGAUGCCCUGGAGCUUCUCGCCAACUGCUGCACCUCGAAGGAGAGCGACCUGUGGCACAGCCUCGGGGACCCCUGGGUGGUCCCCCGGGACCUCUGGAAGGGCUACGAGACGGAGACUUACCAGCCCGUGUUUUCGGACGGCUGGGCCCCGGACUGCAGCACGGGCUCGGACGACCAGAUGAUGCCGCAGCAGCCGCACCCCCGCCGCCGGUCGCAAGAGGAGGUGGAGCUGCGUGAUGUCCCGGAGUACCACGCGCACCGCGGCAACGUGCCGGGGCAGCACGAGGUGGACAGCCGCUACGGCGGGAGCGACUACCUCGGCGAGCGGCCGGGUUCCAUUCAGGCGUCGCCCUACGACCGCAGCUUCUCGCCCCGCGACCACCUUGACAGGCCGGGCACUCAGACCCCGUCAGAGCCGGACCUGCACGACCCGAGGGACCAGAGGUCGGAGCUGAGCGUGGACUCGAUGGAGCGCCCGGACCCCCAGCGCCAGUGGCGGGCCUGGGCCGACGGCCUCCGGGACCAGGGUGCCAAGCUGGUUCAGGUGGUCUACCCACGCACCGCCAACAACGACAAAGAGCUCACCGUCGUGCGCGGAGAGUUCCUCGAGAUCCUGGAUGACAGCCGCAAGUGGUGGAAGACGCGCAACAUCCGGGGCCAGGUGGGGCACGUGCCCCACACCAUUGUGACGCCCUACCAGGACGAAGGGGGCAGCGACAGCGUGGUGGGCGGCUACGACCGGGGCCGGGGAGAGGACAACUACAGCCCCCCCGUGAGGUCACCGUACCCGCCAGGAGGAGCCUUUGCGGACAUGGGUCUCGAGGGAGGUGAUUCGCCAUCAGGACAUGACAUGACGGGCGAAUCGGUGAGCCCGUCUGCCCUGGGACUGGGCCCCCGUGGGGGCAACAACGGGCCCCGCCAGCCCCCCGCCCCGGCCGACUGGGUUCGCAGGGAGCGCCAGGGCAAGAAAGGCGAAUAUUAUUUCGCUGAUCAAGGGAUCCACUUGGAAAAAAGCAUUCCACCGGCACCCCCUCUUCCACCGCCCGAUCCUCCGACGCGAGGAUCGACACCACCGGCACCGCCAACACCAACCAAACAGCCCAAGCCGACUCCGGUCCAGAAGGAGCCCGAACGGGCGAAAGAUCCACAGCCAAAGCCCGUGGCAAAGACAGACAACUCCUUCGACGAAGAACUGAGGCUCCGCCUCACCCUGGGUCACAAGGCGGACAAGAAGUGGGGCAAGAUGAAGGCAAACGCCGCCCAGACCACCUACAUCACGCCUGAAUCGUCAGUGGCCGAAGUGCAGACCUGGCUCACAGCCAAGGACUUCAGCGACCGGGUCAAGUCCCUGUGCCAGGAUCUCACGGGCGAGCACAUGUUCUUGCUGACAAAGGAGCGGCUGGAAGGCACCCUCCCCGCCACCGAGGUGGCACGCCUUAUGAGCCACCUCACUGUCCAGAAGAACCUCUGCGGGUACAACCCCACGAAAAAGAACCAGUUGAGCGAGAUCCUCCAGCUUCGUCGAAAUCAGGUGGAAGCCGGCAACGCGCCGAAGGAAGCCUCCCAAGUCGAGAUGACGACGCUCGUCGUCAUACCGAAACCAAGUCCGUAAUCUUGGAAACGUUGCGGUUCCUACAAUUUCUGCAUGUCCCUCAUACAAGGUUUAGCUAGCUCUGUCGAGAGAAAAUCACGGCUGCUCCGCUUUGAGCCGCUGAACCAGCUACGCUUCGGUGUAAGGAUACUUCGGCCAUGUUGGUGCUCGAUACCGUUGUUGCCGGUCGUCCAGAGUUUCAUCCGAAUUCGCAGGAAACACUUUUUUGUCCUCAAGAAAUGUAAAAACGGUGUGAAAUGGAGCAGAGCGAUAUCACCUCGGCUCUCUGACAGCAUAUCUAAAGCUCUGGAAGUCGUAUUUUCAACUCGUAACAGCCCACACUGAGCACCGAAAUGGUGGCGCCCACAAAACUAUCGGGGUUUGAAGUGCCGAUAAUCUGAGCGUCACUCAUUCAGUUGCUCAGGCUUCGCCAAAGAGCCGAGCCCUCUGAUUCCAAGGCUUUUGACAUUGUUGUCGUUGUUGUUUUUUCCUAUGAGGUUCUCGACUCGAACUUGACCCCAUUUGUUACCUGGCCGCCGAAGCGGUGCCGUGUUUUUGUUCAGGCACCGGAUGACCUUAUAUGCAGGUAUUUUUACAAGUUAGCUCCGGAGGACUGAAUAUAAAUAGUCUAUUCUGUCGCGUUACAAUGUAUGGCGCCACGCAGCUUCCCUGGGCCGAUUUGUUCAUCUCGUGGCUGCAGCCAACAGGGAUUUUUAUGUCACGGAACCAGUUCCAUGGGGACAUGGAAGUACUUAGCAUCCCUGCCUAAUGGCGGAGAAAUACUUGUUUCAUCGAGCCCAAAAGUUUGAUUUCGCUCGCAGAAACUGACUUCAGAGGCUUUCUAUUAGAGUCCAAUUAACUGCAGCCUUACACUUAAGGAGCGGCAAGUAAAGUUACGGCCGGGGAAAUUGUACCUGGAAUGAAGAGCAUGCUGGUAAGGAUAAUAUAAGUAAUGGGAAGGACAGAAAGCACAGAGACGGUCCGUCCCUGCAUUUUCUUACCAGCACGCUCUUGAUUUCAAAUACAAUUUUAUCUGUUUUUAAACAUGCAACACACUUGCUGCGACUCUUUUCAAUAGCAGCAACACCCACUUCGUGCUAAUACACACUGCAGCUGGGUCAAUUCAAAAAUUAAAAACCUCCACGCACAAAAAAGUUGUUCUGCGGCGUGAUUCGCACUUGGAACUUUCACGACACGCCGACAAGUCCCGGCUCUCUUACCUCUUGAGUAGAGUAUAGGGUGGAAAUUGCGGUCGCUGGUGCAGACAUGCAAAUAUAAUGCCACCGCUUUUAUCUCGCGUGGUUUCUUUUUUAUUUUGGCUCGUAUUGACCUUCCCUGGCCGUAACUUUACCUGCCACUCCUAAAGUAUAAGCCUGCGGUUAAUUUGACUCGAAUCGAAAGCCUUCUGCGAUCAGUUUCUGCGAGUGAAAUCUAACUUUUGUGCUCGAAUCGACACGGAUCUCUCUGCCAUUAGGCAGGGACGCUAAGUAUUUCCAUGUCCCCAUGGAGCUGAUUUAUCACGUGACAUAAAAAUCCCUCUUGGCUGCAGCCACAAGAUGAAAAAACCAGCCCCGACAUCUUUCUCAAGUUUACAUGACAGACAAGAUGACUUGCGCACAGCGGCUACAAUUUGUGGUGAGACCAAACUAAAUAGACUUGACCGGCUCACAAAGUGUUUUUAUUAUGUCGGUGCGUUGUUGGAAUCCGACCAUUGUUGUUUUUUGUAGAGAGCUUCAUACAGAGUUCAGCAGUUGUUUUCUAAGCACUUGUUACGAUGGUAUUUUGUUAUACUGAGUGGGGCUGUUGUGACUGAACAAAUACAUUGUGUGCUAAAGCUGUUGAUCAUCUGGGCUUGGGAACAAAUGUACUUAACAUAUUUCUAUGACAUAUUGUGCUAGUAUGUUUGAUAGACAGUGGUGUGUAAUGUAGUCCUUGCACGUUUUGAUAAUUUGAAACGAUAAGAUGUCGAGACAUAUCGUUGACCAUCCAGGUAGAGGUGGGUGUGCGUAUCAUAUAUUUGUCUUUGCACUUGUGUGCCUUGACCAUAUAGUAUGGCCCAAAAAGUGUGACUUCACUAGCCACUGCAGUGAGUCCUAAUCUUGUUAAACCCGUAUGUGCAACAUUUCAAACAAGGGUUCUCGUACGUCGUAUAAAAAGCAUAUGCAUAUAUUAUCCGCUCAUGGGUGCAGGAUUGUUUCCUGCACUUAGGUUUUCCGUGCAACACACAUUAAUGCAUCGAAAAAGAAUACUACCUCUAGUAGUAAUAUGGGACUAACUGCAUUUGUUUUAUUUGUUUAUGGUGCACAAACAUUCAAACUUUUAUUAUAUAUUUCUUCGUUAAGUAAGGUUCACUUUUAUAUAUGUUGCAGCUACAAGUGCAGGUUUUUGGGUUGUGAAUCGAGUUUCUGCUCAUAACCAUGUCCAGAAAUGGUAACAAGGUUGAACAAGAGAUGGCAGGCUGCUAUGUUUAGCCAUUUAUCAUUUUUCAAGUUAUGUAUACUUGUAGCCUUUUACUUCAAGUUGCUUUCUUCCACGUGGGCUGCUGUAAUUGUGCCUCAGACCUGCAAUAAAACCAAAGCACUAUGUCUUUUUAAAUAACCGACUUAUUUGCAUUUAUAUCUGAGCGCGGUUGAAAGAAAAUUUCUCACAAUGGUGAGCAAUCUGUUCAUCCGAUUUCACUUGUUUUUUUUUUUAAUGCUUCCCUUAAAAAUUAUAACUGAACAGAACAUGCACAUCUGCGUAAGCUUGGUGUCUUAACUAUGAGCAUCAUGUUUACUCCUCUAAAUAUUUUUCAUGGAAUCACUAACAUGUGAUGCACAUUGAACGUAAGGUUAGCGGUCAUUCCGCUCAGCUGAAUCGCUCUUCUGGGGCAGAGCACAUUUUGUGGCGAACUGACCUCCCAGCUGUAUAAACGUUUAUACAGUAAAACCUCGUUAUAACAAAGUUGAAGGAGCGGUCGUAAUUAUUUCGUUAUAACCAUUAGUUUGUUAUAGCCAAUGUCCAUUUCUUCCCACUAUUAGCAAGCAAGGGGAAUUAUGAUUGCUUUGUUAUAUCCAUUAGUUUGUUAUAUCCCGUUUUGUUAUAACGAGGUUUUACUGUAUAACAAAUCUAACUCAAGGUUUGCUUGGUUUGGCGAAAUGAAGUAUGUAUACAGGUAGCACUCUUACAUGUCACUUGUCCAUCACUACCACAUAUUCCUGGCCAUCCUGUGCCUUGCUAGAUCGGCGGAGGAAAGCUCACCACAAAACCGUCGGAUGCAGAAAAAAAGCUCACCGGUCUUUUGAUGGAUGUGGAGAAAACCUCACUUACGAAUCGAAUCGAGCGUCCAUUAAAGUGAAGUGUAUGUUCAGUCAACUGGAAAGUAUACUGGGAUGCCUUAUGUGCAAACGUUCAUUCUGCACUCCGCUAGCAGAAUCUUUUUUUUUUUUUUUUUUUUAAUGUAAAGUUGUUCUGCAACAUGUAGGCGUUGCACAACAAAAAUAAAUAAAGAAUUUUAAUAGAGCGCUAAUUUCAAAAUAACUGGGGGAAAUAAAGCAAGUGUAAAAGUCCGCAGCUUGCAUAGUUUCUGGAUAUUUAUACAGGGUGUUUCUACGAAGGCUUUCAAGAAAGGAAAAAAUCUUUCUUGGAACAAAUUGCAAGCCACGGUGAAUAUCAAAAAUUACAGAAACAAAUAUAUUAAUUAGAUAAAUAAUUUACUAAAAUUUAAUCAUUCAUUUUUUUUAGUGAAAAUGAACAAAGUUCUAAUGAUAAACUUUCUAAGCAUCAUCGAAAGCCACUAAAUAAACUCAUUUUAGAAAUAUAUAAGGCCGGGUCAGCAUUUUACGGCGUUUCAAGAAUGAACUAAAUUCGGACGCAUCCGAAUAAAGCGUUUUACGACAUUUAAAAAAAAAUGCUAAAUGCGGACGCGUUCGACUUGAGCGUUUUUUAGAGACGUUAUAAAAAGCUGCCCCUGUUUUAUAUUUUUCUAAAAUGAAUUGAUUAAGUGGUUUUCAAUAAUUCUUAAAGAGUUUCUUGUUGGGACCAUAUGUUUAUUUUCACUAAUUAAAAAGUUAAUUAUUUAGCUAAUUAGUAUUUUUUUUUCUCUCGAUUCUUGACAUUUGUUGUGGCUGGCAGUUUGUUCCCUGAAAGAGCUUUCUUUUGCUCAACCACCUAAUUUUUAGGGAUUUUUUGAAGUCACCACUGAAACACCCAGCAUAUUGAAUAACCUUUCAUGUAGUUCGGAAUGCCAAAUCUUCACAUUUCACUAUUUAUUUAAGAAGCUACGCUUUCAAUUUUUAGCUCUUCUGCGAGUAAUUUUAGCUCUUACUGCGAGUAAAAUG
Molecule: messenger RNA, 7706 nt
Organism: Ixodes scapularis (black-legged tick)
Lineage: Eukaryota; Metazoa; Arthropoda; Arachnida; Ixodida; Ixodidae
Product: epidermal growth factor receptor kinase substrate 8-like protein 1
Exons: 20
Coding region: 568-3408 (946 amino acids)
Biological process (GO): Rho protein signal transduction; regulation of Rho protein signal transduction
Cellular component (GO): plasma membrane
Molecular function (GO): actin binding
Source: RefSeq, a predicted model, not a curated record